Messenger RNA from Sycon ciliatum, 1759 nucleotides. RefSeq lists its product as uncharacterized. Bases 438 to 1301 code for a protein of 287 amino acids. The record is from RefSeq and is a predicted model, not a curated record. NCBI's taxonomy places the organism in Eukaryota, Metazoa, Porifera, Calcarea, Leucosolenida, Sycettidae. The transcript is spliced from 2 exons.
CUCCUGACUGAAGAGAGCUGCGGUAUGGCGAGGAACAUUACAUCGGAUCCACAGUUACUUUCAUACAUGCAGUGAUGUAGAUCUACACGCAAACAACGCUCCCCCGCAUCCACAAUAGUCCUUUUGCGCAUUACGUCAUUGGGCACGCGUAACGGAAAAAUUUGAACCUAAUGGGUGUCGAGGAAUCUUGGCCAUUAGGCGAUUGUAUUACUUUAGAUGGUUUUGCAGAAUAUUUUAUGGCUAUUUGGUUCUUUGGCUCUUGGCGAAGCCUUGUUUUGUAGAUUUCGACACCUCUGUUGUCCUUUAUUAGUGGCGAAGCUGUGUAGGCUAUGAGCUGGAGCCGUGGAAGUCGCGAUUUUUGACUGAUUUGGAGCACCGAUGGCUGUCCAAAGACACAAUUGUACUUCUUGAACCAGUCGAGUGUCGUCGGUGGAAGAAUGGAGGACCUGUACUCUUUAGUCGAAGCAGACGUUCCCGGUGCUUCUCUGAGUGGUCGUAAGCCAAGGGAUCUGCACGUACCAGAGUUGAAAAGGUGGCUGGCGUGCCGUGGUGCGUCUCGUCGUGGAAAGCAUGCGGAGCUUGUGAAAAGGGUUGAAGACUAUGUCAAGGAAGGAUUGGACAAGAAAAUUAUCGAUCCAGACAAUGGUUCCAAUAUGGAGCGCAAGCGGCGCCGACUUGAGCAGGAUGGAGACUCAGGCAAGAUACCAGCCGUAAAUCUUGAUAGUUCUGUUACCUUUCCAGAGUCGGGUUGGCAGUGCAGCUUGAAACAGCUCCCAACAGUCAGCUUUGCCUCGUUGUACAACCACUUUAUCGAGAAGUCUGUACUGGUAGCAGCCAGGCAGUCCAUGGACGUUGCUGUAUCAACGUCUCCAGUUGAUGCCGAGUCAUCGUCUCGCGGAAGCGGCAGUCACAGUGACGUGUUCUCAUCGUUCAAAGGUGUAGAUAAGGGCUACAAGUUCUUCAAGGAUGGCCAUGUUCAGAAGAUUGAACUUGUGACUCAAGAGAAUUUUUCAUUUGUUCGAUGUAACGUGCUGCCAUCUAUGAGAAAAGAUGCGAUUUACAAGUGUAAGCUGUGCCUGCGUCCAGAUGGCAUGGUGAACCUUGCACUAUGCACAUGUACUGCUGGCUUGGGUGGUGUGUGCAACCAUAACUUAUUGCAGCCUUGCUCUAUGCACUUGAGGAGUAUGUGCGCAUUGGGCUACGUGAGGAAGUUGACGAUUCCCCAACGUCCCGGCUUUGCUGGUGGAACUGACCCAGGCCUAGGAACGUUGUUGCUCAGCCAAUUGUCAACGUCAGGCUGACAAAGGCUGCAUUUGGCUCCCAGCGUCAGUCUGAAAAGCGUUAACCCGUGUAUAACCCCAUCUCACCGAACAAGCGUCUCGUCAAGCCUUCAGAGUUGACAAAGUUUCGUGAUGACCUGGUUGCAGCCCACGAUGAUGCCAUAUAUCCGCACUAACACACCACCACAAAAUGCAUCCGCACACAUAUAUCCGGACAAACAAUGGCCAUGCUGCUGUGUCUGCGCUGUUCAUAUACUGUAUAUCAUAAUAAUACAUCACUCCGUAUCUGUCUUUUCAUGAAAUGUUAUCACGAUAGUGUGACUCCACCGAAUUAUCUGCAUGUAUUUUUUUAGUACUAGUAAAUGCUUGGCUAAAAUUCCCAAGCUCAGCUGCAGCUGUGUAUAGUAAUACAACUGUCUGAUGAGUGUUAUUUUCAAUCACGAAGUUCUGAGUAUCGAAAAAGAAAGACUUGCUUGUGU